Molecule: messenger RNA, 703 nt
Organism: Dermacentor andersoni
Lineage: Eukaryota; Metazoa; Arthropoda; Arachnida; Ixodida; Ixodidae
Source: RefSeq, a predicted model, not a curated record
GCAGUUGUAGCAGUUGUGCUUAUCCAGCGGACCAAGCAACAUCAUGAAGACUCUCGCAGUGGCCGUCGUGCUGUGCUCGCUCAUCGCCGUCGCUCUGGCCGGCGUUGUGGCUGAAGGUGGCUACGGCGGUGGCGUGGGCACCGGUGUGGGCGGCAGCGUGGUGCUCCUCAACUCCGGCGGCCAUGGCCACGGAAAAACUGUGCUGGGGCCUUCGUUCCUUGUCAAGACGGUUCACCAUGUGAACAAAGUCAGCUCUGGAGGCGCGUUGGUGGCACAUUCGGGUCUGAGCGGUACAAGUGCGAACGGCGGAUAUGGCAAUGGCGGCCUCGUCUACAUGCCCGUCUACGGUCUCGGCCUCGGAGGCUUGGGAGGUGUUGGAUCUCUCGGAGGCUAUGGCGGCUAUGGAGGCUAUGGUGGCUAUGGUGUCUACGGAGGCUAUGGAGGCUAUGGAGGCCACGGUGGAUGGUAGAACACACCACAACUUCGCCUUGCCAAAAACGAUGUUCCUCUUCAUUUCACAGAGCUCACUCUGAAUCACUGCAACUAUCGUCACGGAAGAGUAAACCACCACGCCCAGUACCUAUCAGUCUUGUUAAUGUUAAAAUAAUUUCUCUUUCCACGUAUACUGUUGCACUAUAAUAAUGAAAAAGAAACGGUGCGCUAAAGUCUUGCAGCAGAAAAUAAAAAAAGUGUGUCCAAGAAA